UCCAAUGGACUUCAACUACCAGUCGCAUAUUUCUUUGACCUUCAGUGGGAGGGGACAACAAGAGCAAGCAUGGCAGCUGGAGUUCUUACCAAAGGUUUGUGCGGGUUCCGCCAGCCCCGGAUUGUUGCAGCCGGAUACUCCUGUAGUGGACCUCUCUAUGCGACUGCUACCGCAGUCAAAACACUUCCUUUGCAAACUGACAGCACGGCUGUCACUGACAAGAUCCAGAACUUGCCUCUUGAAACGCCAGAUUUCUUUCACUUGUCAGAACUCUUCUCCUUAAAAGAUCUAUUCGAUGCCAGAGUGCACCUUGGACACAAGAAAGGCUGCAGACACAGACUGAUGGAGCCCUAUCUAUUCGGCAGUCGUCUGGGCCAGGACAUCAUCGACCUGGACCAGACAAUGGCGCACCUCCAGAGCGCCCUGAACUUCACCGCCCACAUCGCCUACCGCGGCGGCAUCAUCCUCUUCGUCUCCCGCCGCCGACAGUUCGGCCACGUGGUGGAGAGCACGGCAGGGGACUGUGGAGAAUAUGCCCACACACGCUACUGGCAGGGUGGUCUGCUCACCAAUGCCCCAAUCCAGUACGGCUCGGGGGUCAGGCUGCCUGACCUCAUCGUCUUUCUCUCAACUCUCAACAACGUCUUCCAGCAGCAUGUGGGGGUCCGCGAUGCAGCCAAGAUGAAUAUACCCACGGUGGGUGUGGUGGACUCUAACUGCAACCCCAGCCUGGUGACAUACCCGGUGCCUGGGAAUGAUGACACACCAGCCGCAAUGGAGCUGUACUGCCGCCUCUUCAAGAUGACCAUCAACAGGGCCAAGGACAAGAGGAGGCAGAUGGAGCUGCUCCAGGGUCUAUCACCACCGGGCCUCACACAGGGUUCCUCGUGAGAGGCACUGGUGGAAUUAAUGAAGGGCCCCUUUUUGAGUUAUUUGAAAAUGCAUUAUUCAAUUUUACUCCCUUGAAGUUAACCCUGACCUGAAAUGAUAGGAUAGGUAAAAUCUCUGCCUUUUGGUUAAGAUCAAGUGUAGUAUUUGAAAGCAAAUAAAUUGUUAUUGGUCGGGUGUA
This is a messenger RNA of Oncorhynchus mykiss (rainbow trout), 1069 nucleotides long. Its product is annotated as small ribosomal subunit protein uS2m. Gene Ontology annotation, biological process: translation. Gene Ontology annotation, cellular component: ribosome; mitochondrial small ribosomal subunit. The record is from RefSeq and is a predicted model, not a curated record. Gene Ontology annotation, molecular function: structural constituent of ribosome. Lineage: Eukaryota; Metazoa; Chordata; Actinopteri; Salmoniformes; Salmonidae.